Molecule: messenger RNA, 1359 nt
Organism: Candidozyma haemuli
Lineage: Eukaryota; Fungi; Ascomycota; Pichiomycetes; Serinales; Metschnikowiaceae
Exons: 2
Coding region: 1-1359 (452 amino acids)
Source: RefSeq, a predicted model, not a curated record
AUGACGCUAACGGUGUCUGACUCGUCGUUGGUUACUGACAUGGCAACGCAUGCGCCGUACUGGAAGACGAGUACGGUGAACCUGCUACCGAUUCGAAGGUGCUUGCAAAGUUCAGGGAAACUCAGGGAGUCGGUGAUCCACUUGAACUCGCUCCUGGUGUCUGGGAAUGACGCUCUACUACGCGUCAGACACGUUGCUGUUGAUUAUACUCGAGACUUUGCGCUGGUGGACCAGGGAGUGGUGCCUGGCUCGAGAAUAGUGGCUAAGUUGGCGCUGCUGCCGUUGAAAUUAAGAGAUUCGGAGCUCUCCGCUUCCGAUAAGCUAUUUGUGUUUCCUGUUUCGGCCUGCUGGAUUCAGUGCCCUGACGACCCGUGUAAGAACUGCCUACAUCUUCUACACUUGGACUUUGACGCUUACGAAACACAUAGGCGGUUUCCGUGCCUACGAGAGUUGGUUUAUGGGCGGACAAUUGACGGCGGUUUACAGGAUUAUAUCCGUGUGGCUGCGCCAGAACUGUCUUUGGUGAAGGUACCUUCGCUGGUGUCUCUCCACGACUGCUGCUUCUUGACGGACAUAUCGCUACCGUUUUAUUCGUUUUGCAAAGAUCAUUUGCUUGGGAUGUUGGCUCGGGAGCCGCAUGCUCGGGUUCUUGUCAUUUUGAACGAUGCUGCCAAGGAAGCAAACGAUUGUCUUUUGGUAAUCAACCAUUUGGACUUGGAACACCUUUUUGUCACUUUUGUCGAUAUGGAAAGGCUUCGUAAGAACCCUGCGUUGGUGCUUAACGAUUAUGCUAACGAGUUUCAUCAUGUUCUCGUGUUUGCGCCUGGUGCUGAUGCCAUCAAUGCUGCUCUAGCCAUGAGUGUGAAGACGAAACUUGAAUCGACAAAGCUGCGAUGCAAAGGUAAUGGCCCCGAGGAUAAAACUAUCUACAGAGUGAAACUCUCUUACAAAGAUAAGUUCUUGAUGGAGGAGCUUAUACAGACGUUAUCGACAUUUAGCAAUACCUCCACCAAAUCCAAGAAACCUUUACGGUCAAUGAGUAUGGGAACGCUUAGUUCUGAGGAUCUGUAUACGAAUACUGCUGCCGAUGAAGAUCUGAAGAAGAAACUUCGUUUCAAGAAAGAAGCUGAGGUUGUCACUCCAAGACUGCCAAGGACACACAUUUCAUGGCUUUAUUGUGAUGACGACUACAAGCUUUGCACAGAAGAGGAAAGCGAAUGUUCGCUAUCAAGGUGCCAUGCAACAACAGACAUUAAUCGAUUAAUCAGGCAGAAAUGCCGAACAAGACGUGUUUUCUACACUAAUAGGCCGGCGUGCCACAAGAAAAUGAACGCGUUUAUAUUUGCUAGCGACCAAUGA